AAAUGUAGCAAGUGGAUGGACAAUACUGAGCGUCUCUAUACAGUGGUAUUUGAAGAGAUCUGUGGGCGUUUUGGAAAGAAGUAUACCUGGGACGUGAAAUCAUUGGUCAUGGGUAAAAAAGCACUAGAAGGGGCACAGAUUAUUCGAGAUGUUCUAGAUCUGCCAAUAACCAAAGAAGAGUUAUUACAUGAAAGUAAAAUGAAGCAGGAGAAGUUAUUCCCUACUGCUGAAUUGAUGCCAGGGGUUGAUAAGCUGAUCCGGCAUUUACACAAGCACAACAUACCCAUAGCUGUUGCCACUAGCUCAGCUGAAGUGACAUUCCAGAUGAAAACAACCAGACACAAAGACUUCUUUGGUCUUUUUCAUCAUAUUGUGCUGGGAGAUGACCCUGAGGUGAAGAGUGGCAAACCACAGCCUGAUGGAUUUCUAGUUUGUGCAAAGAGAUUUCACCCUCCUGCAGCUCCAGAGAAGUGUCUUGUGUUUGAAGAUUCACCACUAGGAGUCAAAGGAGCACUGGCAGCAGGAAUGCAAGUGGUUAUGAUUCCAGAUGAAAAUUUAAAUCCAGAUCUUAAAAAGGAGUCAACUCUACUGCUGAACUCCAUGGAGGACUUCAAACCAGAACUCUUUGGCUUACCAGCAUAUGAUUAAUGCCUAGUGUUUAUGCACAUAAGCUUGACUGGAGUUCACAAAAGUGAAUUAAAUCUUAUUGAGGUUUUAUAAUUGUUUUGCUUUUUCUCUCUUUCUUAAAGCUAGAAUACAAAAAUCCUGUUGACACCAAGUCUUCCAACCUUUGAAAGUUGACUGGAAUAUUACUUAUUUGCUCUCAUGAUAAAUGCUAAAUUAAAGCAGCAUUUCAUCUUGUGAAGUGAAUCCAGCCUUGUUCUCUGUAGAUCAUAAUGUUUUCUGGGAAUAUUAUGAAACUAUUUAGACAAUUUAUGGUAACUGCAUUGGAAGCUUCUUGUUCUGUUUCUCCUUGAAUGGCUUACUGUUUAGCUCUUAACCACAAAUCUGUUCUGGAUUGGCUUUUAUCCCAUUACAUUGUUUUUGAUACAGUUACUGCUAUCAACAUGUUUAUCCAUUUCCUCAUCCUGUGGUUGCCUGUCUAUUCCCCUUUGUAUCCUCUUGUCAUUUUUUGUAGUUAUUAUCCAGGAUUUCCUUGUACUUACUUUUCUCCUUGGAGGUUUUAUGAGAUGACUUCCAGAGAUCCCUUACAACCUCUGUUAUUCUGUAAUUCUGUGAUUAUCUUUUUUGGGCAUGUUAAAUGCCUACUAGAGGUAUACAAGGUUAUAUGGCUCGACUUUUUAACCAAAGUGCUUUGCAUCUUCCUUCCUUCCUUGUAUUCUUCUUGUUUUCCAUAUUGCCGUGUACCCUACCCUUUCAUACUUCUGAAAUGAAUUCAUCCAUUCUCCUUGUUUUAAUGCUGAUGAAGUUAGGGAUUCUAAUUCCUUCAUACCCAAAUAGCUUUCUCUAGGCCAUCCUUACUUUUCUGCUCUUCCUUGAGUCCUUUUUUUGGUGUGUUCACUGGAGACAGUCUUGAAAUCUAUUUUUAAAAUAAAGUAUACUUUGGGUUGAUUUAAAUACUUAAAAUUUAUUUUCCUGGCUACUAAUUUCCACAAAAUUUUUAUGUUGUCAUCUUUCCCUGUUACCUUUGAUUCUGGAAUCUUGUCAAGGCAAAGGUAGGGACUCUUAAGAAACUGCUAGACAUAGACAGGUUUUGGUAGAAUCCAGAAGUACAUACAUGCCAAGAUGGAAGCAAUGUCUUUUACUUUUCGUUGUUCAAAGAAAGCUGUAGUGUAUGGGUUUAUUACUUUUAUAAAAUAAAUUAUAGCAUAUAAAAAUAAUUUUUUGUUUGAUUGUCCAUAAAGUACUCAAAAAAUCCUGGGAAAAUAUCUGUCCCCCAUAAAAUCAAUGUAUAUGAAGUUGGUCAAAUAAGAAAAUUUGAACUCUUCUUAUUUUUUUUAAAAAAAACAUCUGUUUAUCUGUCUUCCUCACAAAACCUUUUCUAGGCAUUUUUGAUACUCACUGUUUUAGUUGGAAGGUUUUUUGUUCAGCAACAAAAAUAAAUGACUCAUUGAUGCUUCAGUGCUUCAGUAUUUACCAUGACGUUCCUCAUGUUUGUUUUUUUCCUCCAAAAUUAACAAAUAAAUAAAUACACAAAUUACUUUUACUUCUUUUCACAGACUAUUACAAUUUUCUGUUGCUGUAGUCUGUUCAUAAGUCAAAAACAAAUUAAGACAUUAAGACAAUUUUAUUCCAUAUAGUCAGUCAAAUAUGAGCUAGAUGGUACUAGAAGAAGAUCUUUAAUACAUAUAGUAUAAAAUUUUGAAGUUUAAUUCUUUUCAUUCAAGAAUCUGGAAGCAUUGUUUUAAAAAAGGGUAAAUACUAUUUCAAUGUAGAUACUGUACAUAUUAUAUAAUUUCUUUAAGCCCAUGGAUAUUUACACAGUGACAACAAACCACCGCAUCCAAAUUAAAUUCAAUUUCUGGUCUUUCCAGGCAAGAUAACAAAAAUAUUACUUAUGUUAUAUAACACAAAGUGUUACUGUAGAGCAAUAAUUCUGAGCUUUCAAGUGUAAAACAGAUGCUUGAUGGGAUCCCCUUUGUUCAUAAUCACUGAAUUCCAACAGGGAAGCUACUACAACCUUUAAUAAGCUGUAAUUAGUAGUUUUUUGGAAGUUUGGCAUAUAGUUAAUUUAACUGUAGAGUUUUACAAAAAAAAUAAAAUAAAAAUGAAGCAUAUCUCAUUCACAGUUCACCUCAAAGGAACUACUAUCAAAAUCUUGCUUUUAUUUAUUUAUAUUUUUUAAGAUGCAGAGAAUAAUAAAUAUAAAACACCACAAAAUCAGAAUUACUUUACAAAGAGAAGUAAUCAUGAGAUCAGUAUGUGAUCCUAUUUUGAUAAGUUCAUCAUAUGCGGAGAAUUUAGAAAACUUUAACUUCUUAACUCGAGUAAAUUGCGUCCCACAGAAUUAUUUUUCUGUGCAUUUGAAUAUUCCACCUGACAGUUUUCAAUGAGAUUAUUGCCCCAAACUGCAAUCUCUGAAUCUCAGACACGUGUGAUCACCUUCCCUUCCUUUUAGUAAAAUUCUAUUCCACAUAAUUUACUGCUUGCUCUUGACCAGUUUCUUGGUCCUGUGCUCAUGGUUAUUAAAGGAUCAUUGUUAGCUUUUCUCUUGACUAUGUACACACAAUUAAAUUGUUCAGGAAUAGUAAUCUCAAAAAUCUUAUCUCCAUCAUGUAAGUAGUGGAUAUUCAUGGCAGCCAUAGAUCACUGUAGUCAUGAACCAUAUACCAAAUAUCAACAUAUGUUUGUAUAUAUUUCUUUAUCCACUUUUGGUUCGAUCUGUGGCUGUGUAGCUCAAUCAUCUCAACAACAUCUGCUCAGGAAAAAAAAAAAAAAAAAAAAAAAA
Molecule: messenger RNA, 3409 nt
Organism: Oxyura jamaicensis (ruddy duck)
Lineage: Eukaryota; Metazoa; Chordata; Aves; Anseriformes; Anatidae
Gene: PUDP
Product: pseudouridine 5'-phosphatase
Exons: 4
Coding region: 16-648 (210 amino acids)
Molecular function (GO): phosphatase activity
Source: RefSeq, a predicted model, not a curated record